Apus apus (common swift) is the source of this 1917-nucleotide messenger RNA. It is a transcript of the gene FARSB, whose product is annotated as phenylalanyl-tRNA synthetase subunit beta. Bases 21 to 1790 code for a protein of 589 amino acids. Lineage: Eukaryota; Metazoa; Chordata; Aves; Apodiformes; Apodidae. The transcript is spliced from 17 exons. Gene Ontology annotation, biological process: phenylalanyl-tRNA aminoacylation. Gene Ontology annotation, molecular function: RNA binding; magnesium ion binding; ATP binding. Gene Ontology annotation, cellular component: cytoplasm; phenylalanine-tRNA ligase complex. The record is from RefSeq and is a predicted model, not a curated record.
CGGGCCAGGCGGGUGCCGCCAUGCCGACUGUCAGCGUGAGGCGGGACCUGCUGCUGCGGGCGCUGGGCAGGAGCUGCACUGAUGAAGAAGUUGAUGAGCUUUGUUUUGAGUUUGGUUUGGAGCUUGAUGAAAUUACAUCUGAGAAAGACAUUAUAAGUAAAGAAAAAGGUGAAGAAAAGGCAAAGGGUGCAUCUGAUACUGUUCUCUAUAAAAUUGAUGUUCCUGCCAACCGUUAUGACCUUCUGUGCCUUGAAGGGUUGGUCCGAGGGCUGCAGGUCUUUAAAGAAAGGAUAAAUCUCCCUAAGUAUGAAAAGAUAAUACCAGCUCAGGGUGAAGGUCAGAAGUUGAUUAUCACUGCAGAGACUGUCCAAGUCCGUCCUCACGCUGUAGCAGCAGUUCUUCGGAAUAUCACUUUUACCAAGGAACGUUACGAUAGUUUCAUUGACCUCCAAGAAAAACUACACCAAAAUAUCUGCAGGAGAAGAGCGUUAGUAGCAAUAGGUACCCAUGACUUGGACACCAUCUCUGGACCAUUUACUUUUACAGCUAAAGCACCUUCUGAAAUCAAAUUCAAGCCCUUGAAUCAAUCUCAGGAGUACACAGCUUCACAAAUUAUGGAUCUGUAUAGGACUGACAGUCACCUGCGGCAGUACUUGCACCUGAUUGAAAACAAGCCACUUUAUCCAGUUAUUUAUGACAGCAACGGUGUUGUUCUCUCCAUGCCACCAAUCAUCAAUGGAGAUCACACGAAAAUAAGUUUAAAAACCAGAAAUGUGUUCAUUGAAUGUACAGGCACAGAUAUUACAAAGGCAAAAAUUGUUCUUGAUAUUCUAGUCACCAUGUUUAGUGAAUAUUGUGAGAAGCCCUUCACUGUUGAAGCAGCAGAAGUGGUUUAUCCUAAUGGGAAGACCCAUAUCUAUCCGGAGCUGGCUUACCGAAAAGAGAAGGUGAAACCUGAACUCAUUAACAAGAAGUUAGGAAUCAGUGAAACUCCAUCAAGCCUUGCAAAGCUGCUGACGAGGAUGUGUUUGAAGUCAGAAGUCACAGGGAAUGGGAACAGUAUAGAGAUUGAAAUCCCUCCCACCAGAGCGGACGUUAUCCAUGCAUGUGAUAUCAUAGAAGAUGCAGCAAUAGCUUAUGGUUAUAACAACAUUCAGAUGACUGUUCCAAAAGUGUACACCAUAGCUAAUCAACUCCCCAUCAAUAAGCUCACAGAACUUCUGAGACUGGACUUGGCAGCUGCUGGAUUCACUGAAGCACUCACUUUUGCCCUGUGUUCUCAAGAAGACAUUGCAGACAAACUUGGCAUGGAUAUCUCUGCAACAAAAGCAGUGCACAUAGGAAACCCCAAAACUGCAGAAUUUCAGGUGGCACGUACCACCCUCCUGCCUGGGCUGCUGAAAACUAUCGCUGCUAACCGGAAGAUGCCCUUGCCCCUCAAACUCUUCGAGAUUUCAGAUAUUGUAGUAAAAGAUCCUAAUACAGAUGUAGGUGCAAGAAACUACAGGCAUUUCUGUGCAGUUUAUUACAACAAGAGCCCAGGGUUUGAGAUUAUCCAUGGUUUGCUGGACAGGGUCAUGCAGCUUCUUGAAGUACCACCAAAUGAAGAGAAUGGCUACACGAUCAAAGCAACUGAAGCCUCUGCUUUCUUUCCUGGUCGCUGUGCUGAGAUCUUUGCCAAAGGUCAAAGCAUUGGGAAACUUGGAGUCCUACACCCCGAUGUUAUCACCAAGUUUGAGCUCACCAUGCCAUGCUCUGCCCUAGAGAUCAAUAUUGAACCCUUCGUGUGAAGAUGGGACUUUGAUCCUGCUCCGCCUGGCCACUGUCAUGUGCAGCACCCUCUACUCCUUUGUCUUUCUCCGCAGGGGGCAUCUGCUUGUGCUUUUAUAUUCCAAUAAACUAGAAAACCAGCCUGGC